Neospora caninum is the source of this 3420-nucleotide messenger RNA. RefSeq lists its product as hypothetical. The record is from RefSeq and is a predicted model, not a curated record. The transcript has a single exon. Bases 1 to 3420 code for a protein of 1139 amino acids. NCBI's taxonomy places the organism in Eukaryota, Apicomplexa, Conoidasida, Eucoccidiorida, Sarcocystidae.
AUGUUGACGCAAACAGCGGAGUCGCUGAGGAGGCAAGUGCGCGAGAGAGAGAAGAAGAAGCGAGAGAAGCUCGCAAGAAGGGAGGAGAAAGCGAGAGAACGCGAAGAGCGGCUCAGCCACGGGCGCCCCGUGUGGAAGGCGCAAAGUGGAGACACCAGGACGAGGCCGGAAAAAGAAGCUUUCCGACGGAGGGCUCCAGACUCCACUGUCUCCGUCCCGUCUUCGCCGUCGUUCCGUUCGUCGAGUUUCCCGUCUUCCUCGCCUCUUGCUUCUCUGCAGUUACUCGGCAGUCUCCCCGUCGAGAGCCUUCUCUGGCGCCACCCCCGUUUCCUCGCGCAUCUCACUCCCAAACAACUCGUUCGAUUUCUCCUGGUGGUGGAGCGACUGGAUUUCCACGACGGCCGAUCCCCGGAGUUCUUAGCCUUCCUUCCCUGGGCUACCCCCUCUCCGUCCUCUCGCGCCUCCCUUCUCUCUUCUCUGUCUCCGUGGCUCUCUUCUUCGCCGUUUCAGUCUCCGCCGUCUCCGCUGUCUCCUGCGCCUCGGCCUUGGGACGUGUGGGGUUCCGUUCCAGGCGAUGAGGUUCCGAGUCUUUCCUCCGCAGGUUCCCUCGCCUUCGACUUGCGGUCGGUUCUCUUGGGUGCCUUUCUCCAUCACCUCUCUCGGCCUGGCUGUGCGCUGUCUCUCGAGGAGCUGGCGACCGUCGCGCGCUUCUUCUCCAGAGAGAGACUCCCCGACCCUGCAGUCCCGUUCGCCUUUUUCGCGAGCUCGGGCGGGCGCAGGGCGCUGCUUGGCCGCGAAGACGGCCAACCGACCCGUGCCCCGGCAGACCAAGAAAAAACGGGAAAACGCGCGAAAGAACAGAGCCACACGCAGGAAACACAACCCGAGUCGGAACAGGAGAACCAUGAGAGUGCGGAGAACAACUCGAGCACAGAGACAGAAGAACGAAGAGCGAACGCAUUUGUGAGGUGGGCGGCAACGCCAGAGGGGAAGCCCCUUGUGGUUCGUACCGAGAUUUGCAUGCUUUUUGAAAUGCUGCUGAAGGCGGCGCAUGCGAGGGUGGCGAAGAGCCUCGAGAGGCAGUGCGAGGAAGAAGACGUGGAGAGAAGAAAGGCAACGCCCAAAAGCGAGGGAGGCCGAGACGAACACGAGACCUCAAACACGCGAACAAACGCCUGCUGUCCUUCCCCGUCUCCUUCUUCCUCAUCCUCUUCUUUUUCGUCUGCCUCUUCUUCCUCGUCUUCCUCAACUGGCUCGUCUCUGGUGGCGUCGGUUCCCUCCGGUGCUGUCCGCUGCGAGCGUCCCCCCGUACACGAGAAUCGCGUGCUGCCUCUUCUUGAAGCCUGCGGGAAGUUGCAGUUUGUUUGCCUCGAGCCUCUGUACCGUCCCCUGCUCUCUCUGGUUUCUCCGGCUCUCCUUCUCUCUCGCUCGCUGCUCAACCUUUCCAAGACGCUUCAUUUCUGCGCUCGCGUCGACCUGUCUCCUGUCUCGCAUCCUCACCUCGUUCUUCCUCUCCUUCGGCGUUGUGCGUCCCCGUCUUUCCUCGAUCUUCUCCGCGCAGAAAGAAACCCUGCGGCCUGCCAAGUCGCUCUCGGCCAGCUCACCCUCGCCACUGUCUUGCUUGACAACCGGAGCGGCGACACGAGCAAACAGGCGCGGCUUUUCGCCGAGGCCAAACAGCUCCAGGAGGACACGCUCUUCAACUGCCUGCAUGCAGUCGCCGUCUACACCCAGUGGGAGAAGUUGGAAAAGAAAGAGUCUCAUGAACGCCCGAGGGACAGCCCUUCCGCUUCGGGUUCUCCGCCUUCUUCCCCUUCGCCGUCUCUCCCUCCUGCUGCCUGCACUGUGGUGCCUCGGGACGCCCCAGACGCGCGCGUCUUCGUCAACCGAGAACGCGAGCGAGUUGAGACAGAAGACGGGGGGAGAAAUCCGAGAGGAGAGGCGCGGGAAGCUGGGCCCGGUGUCGCUCCAAGAGGGCAUUUGGGGGUGCCGAGUCCGUUUCUCUGCCGGCAGAUUGAGACUGUGGCCAUGGCAGUUUGCUUCGAAUUCCCUCUUCUUGUCGCGAGGCUGCAGCGGAGGCAUCGCCAGACUGCAGACGACCCUGAAGAGGAGGCGCGCCCUGAAGAGGAGGCGCGCCCUGGAGAGGAGGCGCGCCCUGAAGAGGAGGCGCGCCCUGGAGAGUCGACCGCCAUCGCGGGGCAGAAGCCGCAGAAAGGGUUCCGAGGCGAGAGAGGCGGAGAGAAAGGUGCAAUGCCUCGAGACGCGAAAGAAGAGACGCGCAAAGCACACGACGUUGGCGAACAGGACGCGUCUUCUUCCGCUUCUGUCUCCUUUUCAGGCGCGUCUCCCGCGGCCUGUCGCCUUCCUCGCCAGUCGCGCGGUGUUUCGACGCCCGCUGGCCUCCGCGGGCCGAAACAGCGUUCGGUUUUGGAGAUGCUCGAGUGCGUUGCAGUCCACGGGUCAAACGAAGACGGGGAAGACUCGUUGCUGGUCCAGAAAGAAAGCAGUUCGCAGCACAGCCAAGUGUCGUCUGCUCUGCGCGCUCUGGGCGUCGCGCAUCAAGUGGAACAUCCGGUGGGACCGUAUCUCGUUGACGUUGCGCUGACAGAAGAGCGCAUUUGCAUCGAGGUGGAUGGGCCCUUGCAUUUCACAGACGUGAUUCAUAGAGGGCGGAUCGGCAGCGAAGCGCAGCGGCGAGGACCCGAGGCGAACAGAGAGCAAGCAGCCGCGAGAGCCGGGAAGGCAGACAAACGAGGCCAUGCCGAAGGCAAGCAGAAGGGCCAGGUAGGGAACGCAAGCAAGAGAGAAGGAGGGGAGAGACACGAAGUGGGAGAGCGAGAGGCGCUCGAAACGGACGGAUGGAGUCGAGUGGGGAAGCUCCAGUACGACUGCAAAAGUCGACUCAAGCAUCGAAUCUUGACACACGCAGGAUGGCGCGUCCUGCACAUUGCGUGGUUCGACUGGCCCCACCGUCCGCACAACCAGCAGGCGGCCUUGAUUCAGCUGCUCCGAACGGGUUCGCCAGACACCCGCGAAGGAGCGAAGGAAUCCACGACCGGCGCGAACGAGGAGGUGCGAGAGAGUCGCAGCAGUGAGCGGUGGACUUUAGAACUGGAGGGGAAUCCAGAGGAAGAGACGGCAGUGGCGCGAGAGCGAGGAGACGUAGCAGCACGUGGCCACAAGUUAUCCGGAUCAGAGAAAAGCGAAAGUGAAGAAGGGAAGAGACAUGCAGACGUGGAGUUUCGCGUUUACAGACGGCAGUUUGCGGAGAUUCUUCAAACAGAACAGGACACAUUUCUCUCCGUAGAAGAGCGCUUAAAAUACGGAGCCAGUGACGUCGCCAGCAGCGCGCAGGGCGAGAACGACCCCGAUAUGCGUCUACCUACUCAAGUCCCCAUCUUCCCUGAAGAUCAGUUCUGA